Molecule: messenger RNA, 576 nt
Organism: Ostertagia ostertagi
Lineage: Eukaryota; Metazoa; Nematoda; Chromadorea; Rhabditida; Trichostrongylidae
Source: the annotation of a GenBank genome assembly
AUGGGCAUCUCCCGUUCGGCUACCUUUGCAAUAACGUACCUAAUGUGCAUAGAAAAAAUGUCCUUACACGACGCCUAUAAGCACGUGCAGUACUGUCGCAAUAUUAUCUGUCCAAACAUUGGUUUCUUUCAGCAAAUGAUCGAUCUUGAACAUAAGCUUUACGGGACAAAAACGGUGCACAUUAUCGAGCCGAUUCCUGGGGUAAAAGUGGCUGACGUGGUUUGGAACGAGCUCUAUCAGGAAAUGAUGGACAGUCUGAGUGAGGCCGACCGACAUUCCGUACGAUCGUACAACCCUCGUCCUGAUUCGGCUCGUCAGCAGGACACAAGAUCUCUUCGUUCGCUGAACCUCGUCGCUGAGGAGGUGGAGGGGGCAGUCAGGGAGUUGUCAUCAUGCCGUCUUGCCGAUGCCCAAACACCAACUAACGAUGGGGCUCUACAGGUGGAAGUGGCUCCACGUGUGCCUGCGCUAGUGAGCACGACUCCAAACCCGUAUCCCAAGAGUGCCUUGCGGGACAAAAGCAAAAGCAGCAAGAAUAAGCGAUGGCGGUUAAGUUUCAGCAAAGAUGUCACCUGA